AUGUACCCCAUAAUUUUAUGGAGCAAAAUAAGUUGUUUGCCUGUUUCAGCAAUUCGAAACAUCUGCAAGCCCCCAACUAACACAGCAUAUAUAGUAAGAACGAGCAAUAGCACGAAAGAAAAGAUCAUUAAAAUAGUCAAUUGCAUUUUCAUUUUCUUCCUCUUGCUUCAAUAUCAAUUCUUCUCACUGGGUUCUGCAGAUGUUGUUACAGUACCUCCAUUUAUAAUAAGUAAAAAAUCUAUUUUGAAAUAUUUAUCCUUAGAGAACAUCAACUUUGAUGUGCCAGCUUUAUACGUAUUUGGAGACUCUUAUGUUGAUGCGGGAAAUAAUAAUUAUGUUCAUGUCCCGCAAAUUGAAAGAAAUUAUACUCCAUAUGGAAUAGAUUUUGGUGGAAAACCUACGGGUCGUUACACCAACGGAAGAACAGUAGCGGAUUUCAUUGCUCAAAUUGUUGGCUUGCCAUUCCCUCCUCCUGUGCUAAGCUUGUCUAAGGGAGAUAAGAGAAUUCCUCAAACUGGUAUAAAUUAUGCUUGCGGUUCACUGGCAUCCUUGAAAAUUUUGGAAAACUGUUUGACGAAUGCCAAGCUUGAGGAGCAAUGUUGCUAUGACUUGGAUAUCGAUGGGAUGGGACUGCGCUAUUUCUAUGAUUAG
Molecule: messenger RNA, 651 nt
Organism: Durio zibethinus
Lineage: Eukaryota; Viridiplantae; Streptophyta; Magnoliopsida; Malvales; Malvaceae
Source: RefSeq, a predicted model, not a curated record